AGUUCCUUUUCUAAAGAAGCUUUAUCUUGACAAAAUUGAAAAUAAAAAUGUCAACAACUCAAGAAUUAGAAAAGGAAAUAAAAUUAAUUGAUAAAGAGUUGUCAAAUGUGGAUGCUCAAAUAGCAAAGUUAAAAACUAUUCAAAGGCAACUGCAAGAAAAGAAAUCCGCUUUAAAAAAGUCUUUAGACAAAUUAAAAUCAGACAAGUUAGCAAGCGUCGACUGGGGAGGUACUACAUAUGAGUGGUCAGAAAAAGUAAGUGAAACCCUAAAGAAUGUAUUUAAAUUACAAACUUUUAGACCAAAACAGUUGAGUGCUAUAAAUUCAACUCUUUCUGGUCAACACACAAUAGUCGUCAUGCCGACGGGAGCCGGUAAAAGCUUGUGUUAUCAACUGCCAGCAUUAAUCAAACCGGGAAUAACUGUUGUUAUAUCGCCACUCGUUUCGCUUAUGGAAGAUCAAGUGAGAUCUCUAACAAAUAAAAAUAUACCAGCGAAACUCAUGACCAGCACAAGCUCCAAGGAAGACUCAGCAGCUGCUUUAAACUUACUUAAAGAUAAAAAUAAUGAUGUAAAACUCCUCUAUGUUACACCUGAGAGACUAGCCAAAAGCAAGAGGUUCAUGUCUAACUUACAAAAGUGCUAUGCUGAGGGCAGAUUACAGAGGAUAGCUAUAGAUGAAGUGCACUGUUGCUCUCAGUGGGGCCAUGAUUUUCGACCAGAUUAUAAAUUUCUUGGGAUAUUGUCUAAUAUGUUUCCUAACACUCCAAUAUUAGGCUUAACGGCCACUGCUACUGCACAUGUACUUUCUGAUGUUCAGAAAAUUCUCAAUUUGCAAGGUUGUCUUAUUAUUAAAUCCACAUUCAACAGACCCAAUUUGUAUUAUAAAAUACAUGAAAAACCAACUUCACAGGAGGAAUGUUUAACAAUUUUAGAGAAGCUUCUCAAGUAUAGAUAUAACGGUGAGAGUGGUAUAAUAUACACAAAUAGUAUUAAAGAUGCUGAGGACGUAGCACAAGGCUUAAGGAAAAGGAAUCUAAAAGUAGGUUGUUACCAUGCUAACAUGGAGUCAGAUGCCAGAUCUAAAGUACACAUAAAAUGGCAUGAGAAACAUUACCAAGCUAUUGUAGCAACUGUUGCCUUUGGUAUGGGCAUAGAUAAACCAGAUGUAAGAUUUGUUAUUCAUCACACAAUAAGUAAAUCAAUGGAAAAUUAUUAUCAAGAAAGUGGACGAGCCGGUCGCGAUGGUCUUAGAGCUGAAUGCAUAACUUUAUAUAGAAUGCAGGAUAUUUUCAGAGUUAGUGCAAUGGUGUUCUCUUCAGUUGGAUCAAUAGAACAUUUGUAUGGUAUGGUCAAGUAUUGUCUGAAUGGAACUUUAUGUAGGAGACAAAUAAUAGCACAACAUUUUGACGAGGACUGGGGUGAUGCAGAUUGUAACAAAAUGUGUGACGUUUGUAGUAAUACUGCAACAAACUCUAUUCAACUUGAUCUCGCUUCACACUGUAGAGUUUUGGCUAGUAUUAUUCAAAAUGCUGAGGCUCAGGACACAAAACUUACUGCACAGAAGUUAUUAGAUGCCUGGUUUUUAAAAGGACCCGUUCCUCUCAGGCACAAGGGUAAGGAACCCAACUUUAGUCGCAGUCAAGGUGAAGACAUAAUAGCAUUUUUAUUAAUAGAAGGAUACUUAGUAGAAGACUUUCACUUUACUGCAUAUUCAACAGUUGUUUAUCUGAAAAAAGGUGUUAACAUGGAGGCAUUGGAUGACCCAGACUUCUCAUUAAAAAUGACUGUAAGGAGGUAUACCAAAUUUGAGUUAGAUUCUCCUGCUCCAAAAGAUUUAGAUAUAAUUUCGAGUAGUAAAUCUCAAGGCAACGAAAAUUAUGCAGUUAAAAGAAAAGCUGUUGAAGACCAUAAAGCAAAGAAAUUAAAAACUAUUUUGAUUGAUGAUGAUGACUAACUGCAUAUGUUGGCCUUUUACUAAUUGAUGAAAAGGCAGGUUUUUAGACAUUAGGAUCGGCAACCAGCAACUGCGUUGCAAUUCAUUUUUUGCUGAGCAUCGUUUGUAAUUGGCAAGGGCCUUUGUCUUGUACUAUAUUAUUUUAUAGUCUAGAAUUCUAGAUCUUAAGUCUUGACAUCACAUCUUCUAAACUCAAGAAAUACUUACUUGUUACUUAGAUAUUAUAAAAUUACCUACAGUA
Messenger RNA from Aricia agestis (brown argus), 2196 nucleotides. RefSeq names its product ATP-dependent DNA helicase Q1-like. Bases 48 to 1955 code for a protein of 635 amino acids. The transcript has a single exon. Gene Ontology annotation, molecular function: 3'-5' DNA helicase activity; nucleic acid binding; ATP binding. Gene Ontology annotation, biological process: double-strand break repair via homologous recombination. The record is from RefSeq and is a predicted model, not a curated record. NCBI's taxonomy places the organism in Eukaryota, Metazoa, Arthropoda, Insecta, Lepidoptera, Lycaenidae. Gene Ontology annotation, cellular component: chromosome; cytoplasm.